Molecule: messenger RNA, 796 nt
Organism: Aplysia californica (California sea hare)
Lineage: Eukaryota; Metazoa; Mollusca; Gastropoda; Aplysiida; Aplysiidae
Product: probable RNA-binding protein EIF1AD
Biological process (GO): translational initiation
Cellular component (GO): nucleus
Molecular function (GO): translation initiation factor activity; RNA binding
Source: RefSeq, a predicted model, not a curated record
AUACUUGACGUAACAAUGUCAGUCACUACCAAAAAGAAGCACGUGACGAAGGAGGUCCUGGAGGAAUAUCCCUUGCCAGAGGGGAGCCGACAAGUGGUCAAGGUUGUGGCGUCCAGAGGGAACAAUUUACACGAGGUUGUGACGAGCCGAGGGGAGAAGUUCCUGGUGAGCAUGCCCUCCAAGUUCAGGAAGCACGUGUGGAUCAAGAGAGGAGACUUUAUCCUGGUGGAACCCAUCGAAGAGGGCGACAAAGUGAAGGCAGAGAUCUCACACAUCUUGUUCAAUGAGCAGAUAAAACACAUACAGGAGCAAAACUUGUGACUUAGAAAACUCUGUCUCCAGAUUGUCUCUCUCUUCAGCUCCAAUCAGGCAUGGAAAUUUCCUGACAAAAUGUUCAAGUGAGUUUUAGGACUGUUCCGUCCUGGUUUUCACAUCAAGUACAUGGGCAUGAGCAAGGCUUUUGCCUUGCAGGGGAAGCUUUUCAGAAAUGCAGGUGCAUGCCUCUGAAAAAAAAAGCCGAACUUCAUUGAAGAAACCUUUCUCAUCAUCAGCUGUGAUCUUGUCUUCUUCUUUCUGGAUAAAUAGCAAACUACUCCAAAUUUUCACGAAAAAUUAUCAUAAAAGCUUAUGAACAUUAGUAACAUAAAAAGGGCCUUAUUUCAUCGGUGUAUCUAUUGAAGUAUCUUGUGUGAAAAAAUGUAGUCAUUUGGAUGAAAAAUAAGGGAGGAGAUCCAACGUAAAGUUAGAAAAAUAAAGUUUUGAGAAUACGGAGGAAAAAGGUUGAAAACAUGAAAAA